This is a messenger RNA of Pipistrellus nathusii (Nathusius's pipistrelle), 636 nucleotides long. NCBI's taxonomy places the organism in Eukaryota, Metazoa, Chordata, Mammalia, Chiroptera, Vespertilionidae. The record is from the annotation of a GenBank genome assembly.
AUGCUGAGCUUCCUCGUCUUUGCCACCCUGGUCCUUCAUGGACACAGCACCCAGGACUUUCCGGAAACCAACACCCGGGUAGUUGGAGGGGUUGAGGCCCGGAGGAAUUCCUGGCCCUCUCAGAUUUCCCUCCAGUACUGGUCCGGAGGUAACUGGUAUCACACCUGUGGAGGGACUCUGGUCAGACGGAACUGGGUGAUGACAGCUGCUCACUGUGUGGACAACGGAAUGACAUUCCGUGUGGUGGUUGGAGACCACAACCUGAGCCAGAAUGAUGGCACUGAGCAGUACGUGAAUGUGCAGAAGAUCGUGGUGCAUCCAUACUGGAACAGCAAUAACGUGGCUGCCGGUUAUGACAUCGCCCUGCUGCGCCUGGCCCAGAGUGUUACCCUCAACAACUACGUCCAGCUGGGUGUUCUGCCACGGGAGGGAACCAUCCUGGCUAACAACAGCCUGCUACAUCACAGGCUGGGGCAGGACCAGAACCAAUGGACAGCUGGCCCAGACCUUGCAGCAGGCUUACCUGCCCACUGUGGACUACGCCACCUGCUCCAGCUCCUCCUACUGGGGCUCCACUGUGAGGAACACCAUGGUGUGCGCUGGAGGAGAUGGCGCUCGCUCUGGAUGCCAGGGUGA